Molecule: messenger RNA, 765 nt
Organism: Lactuca virosa
Lineage: Eukaryota; Viridiplantae; Streptophyta; Magnoliopsida; Asterales; Asteraceae
Source: the annotation of a GenBank genome assembly
AUGCUGGAAUCAAGAAUAAUCAGCAAAGUUUCUGGAAUGGUGAAAGCUUCAGAGUCAGUCAUUUUGGAGAAGGUUGAUUACACGGAUCAGAAUAAUGAACUUCGUGUUAAAAAUCAACGAUCUGAUUUUAUGGGUGAAGUUAAGAAUCUAAAAAGCAUAACAAAAGAACGAAAUAUUCUUUUUGUUCAAGAAGUGAAGAAGGUAAGAGAAGAUGAAAUUGAAACGGGAAGUUUCUAUAGCUUUUUGCACAUAAUACAGAAAAGGUACCCUUGACAAAACGACUCAAAUAAUGUUUGAUCAUGUGUAAAUGAACAUCAACAGAAAGACUCUUUACUAAAGGUAAUUUGUUGAAUGCACCUUUGUUUAUUUUCAUUGAUCUGGUGUAAAUGUGAUAUGAAUAUUCAUGUUUGAUCGGUAGUUCAUGUAUGGAAGUUUAAUUUUGACUUUGUAAGGAUUUAAAAGUCCACUGUGAGUUCCAACUUCUCUUUCUUCUACUUAUCUUAUUUCCUCAUGUUUUCAUUAAUGAUGUUGUACCAUUAGUUUUGUAGUUUUGUGGUUUUGCCGACACAACGAUCCAUCGUUGCCACAGUCUUCCACUGAAUUAGUCAUCCUCUUCAAUUAUUGCAAAGUUCAAUUAAUUAGUUUUAUUUCUUCAUGAUUAGUUUCUUCUUAAAACCCCAUGAAAGAAUGCUUCUAGGGCCAUGGUGAGAUUAGAACCUCUCUUUUGACUACAUUUCUGUAUUAUAACUAUUUCAAUGACCACAU